Messenger RNA from Penicillium samsonianum, 291 nucleotides. RefSeq lists its product as uncharacterized. Lineage: Eukaryota; Fungi; Ascomycota; Eurotiomycetes; Eurotiales; Aspergillaceae. Bases 1 to 291 code for a protein of 96 amino acids. The record is from RefSeq and is a predicted model, not a curated record. The transcript has a single exon.
AUGGAUCUUCUUCCCGAGCAGUCGCUGGCCUGUCUCGACCACCGUCUCGGUCACCCGGUCUGGAUGCCAUGGCUCCCGUCCUCGAGACCAGAGAUAGUCCGAAACGGCCGCGGGGAUCGCAGUGUUCUGCUGCAGACUCCGCCGGAACGGCUGGACGAGGAUCAGAAACUGCGCCACAAGCUGAGCGACUUCGGGCAGGAGGAACCGCGCCGGCCAGCGAGAAGCAUUAAUCAGGUUCAUCGACUUAUGGUACUGGAGGAUGAAGAGCAUCUGCCCGUCAUGGAGAUAUAG